GAUUAUUUUGCGGACGACAAAUGAAAACGGAAUUAUUAAUAUCGUUCGAAAUUUCUAAACUGUGUACAAUGUCGACUGCAAACGUUUUAUCGUAAAUUUCAUACGCAUAAUAUUUGUAUCACCUUGUCGACCAUAGUCUUCUUCGUCAGUGUCCAUAUCUAGAAAUUCUCUAUGCGUAUCUAUCAUCUUAUCUGAUUUUUUUGUAGUGUCCGAUUUUUGCUCUUUCUUAGAACUCAUGAUUUACCGUGUAAUAUCACUAAGUAAAUUCGCACAAAAAGUAGGUAUGAUCGCACCGUCGCUCAACAGUUAACAACUUUGACUUUAAUUUAAGUGUUAGAUCAAUAUUAUCCGCGUUACGAUACUAAGAGUACUUCGGUUUGCGACAUAGACUUAUGUGAAUUAACAUUUAAAACAAUGCGAACGAAACAACACUAAAUAUUAAAUUCAUCAAGAAAAUUUUGUACAAUGCAAUCGGCGUCUAAACAGCAUGUAUUUGUCGGUUCUUUUGUUCAUACUAACGAACGUGGUAAAUUGAUCACCGUCGAUCAUGGUGCUAUAUACGUUGAGAAUGGAAAGAUUAAUGAUAUAGUAAUAAAUCCAAAAUCAAUAGAUAUAACAAGUGAGAAUGUCACUGUUCUCACUAAAACCCAAUUUUUAAUACCAGGAUUUAUUGACUGUCACAUUCAUGCAGUGCAACUUCCUAAUUUAGGAAUCGGAUAUGAUAAGCAGCUUUUGGAGUGGUUGAAUACUUAUACUUUCCCAUUAGAAAGGAAAUAUGCAGAUGAAAAAUUUGCUAGUCAAGUAUUCAAUGCAGUUGUAAAACACACUGUUGCACAAGGUACAACAACAGCAUGUUAUUUUGGAUCUCUUUAUACAAAAGCAUCUGUAAUUCUUGGACAAAUAGCAGCUCAUAUAGGUCAACGAGCUUUGAUUGGAAAAUUGAGCAUGAAUGUCGAAUGUGCUGAUGAAUAUUAUGAAACUACUGAAAAAUCUAUAAUUAAUUUAAAAGAAUUCAUAAAGAAUAUUAUUGAAUUAAAUAGUCCUCUUAUAAAACCAAUUAUAACACCAAGGUUUGCUUUAAGCUGUGAUAUAACAUUACUGAAAGAAUUAGGAAAAUUAGCCAAAGAAAAAAAUGUUCACAUUCAGAGUCACAUAUCUGAAAAUAUUGAAGAAAUUGAGGCUGUAAAGAUAAAAUUCCCUGAAUAUUCUUCAUAUGCUGAAGUGUAUGAUGCUGCUGAACUUCUCACAGACAAAACUGUAAUGGCUCAUGGGGUACACCUCACAGAUACUGAAAUUGCAUUACUGAAGAAACGUGGUACUUCUAUUAUUCAUUGUGCUUCCUCAAAUACAUGUUUGAAAAGUGGUCUUUGUGAUGUGCAGAGACUGAAAAAUGAAGGAAUUAAAGUUGGGCUUGGCACUGAUGUUGCAGGUGGUCAAAGUUGUAGUAUGUUAGAUGCAAUGAGAUCAACUUUGCAAGUAUCAAUUCAUCUGUCUCUUCUUAAGACUGAUUAUGAAGCACUUAAUUUUAAAGAUGUAUUCUACUUGGCUACUUUAGGAGGUGCAACAGCACUUGCAAUGGACGAUCAAAUAGGUAACUUUGCAAUAGGUAAAGAAUUUGAUGCUCUUAUUGUAGAUACAAAUGUAAAUAAUGGAUAUUUAAAUGAUUUAAGACAAUAUACUUUAGAAGAAAAAUUGCAAAAGAUAAUAUAUUCAGGAGAUGAUCGUAAUAUAAUUGAAGUGUAUGUAAGUGGACAUAAAGUUAAAUAAAAAUAUCUUUUAUACUUACAUAUUUUAUAAUUAUCCAAAUUUUAUAGAGCUUGAUUACAUUACCAAUGUUAUAAUAUAAUCACAGUCAAUUUGAAUUCUCAGUUGAAACAACUAUAAAUAACACACUUGUAAUAAGAUAAUGUAGCAGUAUGUUAUAUAUAUAUAAGU
Nomia melanderi (Alkali bee) is the source of this 1935-nucleotide messenger RNA. It is a transcript of the gene DhpD, whose product is annotated as guanine deaminase. Gene Ontology annotation, biological process: guanine catabolic process. Gene Ontology annotation, cellular component: cytosol. The record is from RefSeq and is a predicted model, not a curated record. Gene Ontology annotation, molecular function: zinc ion binding; guanine deaminase activity. Lineage: Eukaryota; Metazoa; Arthropoda; Insecta; Hymenoptera; Halictidae.